UGCUGCCAAAGACACUCCGGCGAGCAAGCGGCAACGCGGGCCCAAGGUGGCCACCCCCCAGCCGAAGACGAGGAAGCCGAGGCAGAAGGCCAUGAGCGAGGUGUCCAAGAGGCAUCUCAUUGUGGCCUUGAUCGAUCGCAGCGAUGAGAACGGGAAGAUGACGGCGGCGCAGUGGAAGUUAGUCCACGCGCAGCUCGUCGAGGCACUGUUCUCGCGAAUGGAGGAGGACCCUAGCGCUCCCAUGCCCACGUUCGAUGGAGCGGGAUGGCUGAACGGGGUCAAAAUCCUCAAGUGCAAUGACGACCCAACGCGGCAGUGGCUGGUGCAGAAGGUGCCCCUACUGGAAGCUCUGUGGGAGGGGGUCAAGCUGGAGGUGGUAGACAGGGAGCUGAUCCCGUCCAUACCAAAGGCGAAGGUGCUCUUCCCCAUUGCUGCUGAGGGGGAGCGAGCACUGAAGCUGCUGCAGAGGCAAAAUCCGGACGUGCCAACUGCUGAUUGGAAGGUUCUGCAUGCCGGUAGCCCACUACCCAACGAGGGGGGCUAGCACGUGAUCCUCCAGAUCAGCAAGGUGGCGGAGGACAUCCUGUAUCCCAAGUUCGGGAAGAUGGCGUGGGGCGUAGGUAGCGUAUACCUACGGCUGAAAAAGCGCCACCCCGAGG
Messenger RNA from Drosophila miranda, 659 nucleotides. RefSeq lists its product as uncharacterized. The record is from RefSeq and is a predicted model, not a curated record. The transcript has 2 exons. NCBI's taxonomy places the organism in Eukaryota, Metazoa, Arthropoda, Insecta, Diptera, Drosophilidae. The coding region runs from base 92 to 544 and encodes 150 amino acids.